Messenger RNA from Ostreococcus lucimarinus CCE9901, 4209 nucleotides. RefSeq lists its product with no specific name. Gene Ontology annotation, biological process: regulation of transcription by RNA polymerase II. Bases 1 to 4209 code for a protein of 1402 amino acids. The record is from RefSeq and is a predicted model, not a curated record. Gene Ontology annotation, cellular component: nucleus. Lineage: Eukaryota; Viridiplantae; Chlorophyta; Mamiellophyceae; Mamiellales; Bathycoccaceae. The transcript has a single exon. Gene Ontology annotation, molecular function: transcription cis-regulatory region binding.
AUGGCGACGGCGGGCGCGGACGUCGACGACGAGGACGCCGUCGCGCGCGAUACGACGCGCGGAGCGACGCGCGAGGGCGACGAGGGCGACGGCGCGGCGGCGGAGGCGGCGGCGGCGGCGAGGGACGCGACGGCGCCGUCCGAGGUCGAGGGACAGACGCUGCCGAUGCGCGUGCUGGAUGAGUACGAAUUCAGGGAUAAGUUCGCGGAGGGUAAAGCGGUGAGCGUGCACGGGUCGAGACCGAACCGGGUGCUCGUGCUGGGAAGAGCGAGGAAGUUGGAGGGCGGCGAGCACGGGUUGCCGAGCGAGGUCUUGGCGGCGCCGUUGACGCCGCAGGACAAACCUCCGCACGCGUUAAAGCUCAUGGAGGUGCACGAUUGGACGAUUAAGUACGGUGGAGACGAGCCCGAGUUGUGGCUCGUGACGCCGCGGGCGUGGUACAAGCUGUUGAACCCGGCUCCGAGGUUUGAAAAGUACGUGACAGUUACGACGCGUCGCGCAAACUUCACCAACGCGAUCGUUCGAGCAUUGGUGAAGAACUGGGAAUUGUCGCUGGAGGAAGGCUUAGAUAUCAUUCUUGGUGUGCCCGUCGUGGCGCAUGAUGUACCGGUGGCGGUGAAAACGCCGACGAAGGCGGCGAAGAUGUUGGGCGAUACCACGGCGGAGGCGCAAAAGGAAGCCGCGUUGAACGGGUGCACGGAAGAGGAGAUACGCGAAUCGAAGGAUACCAGCGCGUACAAGUACACGCACGCGGACAUCGUUGGUGAUGGAUUCUUCAUCGUGUCUCAAAUCGAGACUUUGGUGAGAUGUAAAGCGCUGCGACCGCCGACGGCGAGCGAAGAAGCCGACGUCCCGGCGCCGCAAUUUUUGACAGCUUUGCAAACGUGGACGACAGAGAAACACCAGCUGGGUUCCGCGACGAAGGCAUCGCGACUAGAGCGUGAUCGCGCCAGGCGCGAAAAGUUGAGGGCUGAGAAGAAGGCCGAGAAGGAAUCGGAAAGCAAGCCUCGAGUGCCGAGACUAGAGCCUCCGCCGCCCGCGUCGCCGAUUCUUCCCGAGUAUUCGCACAUCGGCCCACAUCUGCAGGCAGAGCUGCUCACGCUUUGGGAUUUCGCACAAGUGUUUGCAAGCGUCAUGUACUGCCCACGCUCGACGCUUGAGCGUUUCGCGAAAGCAUUCUUCGGUAGUGAUCUUGGAGCUGCAGAGGCGACGCUAUUGCGCGAUUUCAUGGUGUCUUGUUUGCGCGUCACAGAGGGCCGCAUAGAUUCGAUCGAUCAAGAAACGAUUAGAUCAGCGCCUACGCGCGCGCGUUGGUGGGACGCUCCCGUUCUUGGGUUGAACGACAUCGGGGAGUUGGAUUGGCAAGAUAGAGCGAAUAACUUGAUUGUUGAGUUUCAAAUGGGCGUCAACGCGCGAAUGCGAAAGCCCGCGCUGGAGGCAGUGGCAAAGUUGGACAAGGGCGAAGUUUUAGAGAGUUUUUCGCCCGUCCACAGAAUAGCUUUGGCGGUUGCACUUAGUUCUAUCGCCUUAGAGAGUGAAACCAUCCGGGAAUACUUCACGGAGAUUUACGAUGACGUGCGCGCGCGGCGGAGAACAGGCGAUUUUCACAGCAACCCGCCCACGCUCGCGACCGAGGUUCCAAAACCGACGGAGGAGAAAAAGAAGGAAACCAGCAAAGAGAUCAACGUAAAGGAUGAGAAUCCCGAGGUCGUAGAUGAUGCUGACGAAUCGGUGUCUAUGGAAGUCGAUGAAACGGACGCGAGCGAAGAACUGGUGAAACCACCCACUCUUGCCGACUAUCGCCGUGAGCAGCUGAUGAAGUGGAAGUCUGAAGCCGUCGAGCGCGCAGUCAUCUCGCGAGGUAAGCCUGUCGCUGUGGACGAGCAGGGUAGGAGAUACUUUGCCCUCGGCGGUACGAACAACGCGGGGCGUCUGUUUGUCGAAACUGCUCCACUGGGAUGGUACGAUGGCGACGAAGACGCCGCAUCGUCGCAAGUCAUCGACGGCGUAGAGUAUCCCAAACAACCAAUGGCUGGUCCACCAGUCGAAGAUGCGCCGUUUUCAGAGGACGCUGCGAAUACACCAGAUUGCCGGCGCAACGUUUCCGGUCUAGUAGAGUGUGCUUCAAGAUGGGGCGUGUACACCCCAGGAACUGUAGAGUAUGACGCGUUGAGCUAUUGGUGCAACCCAAAGUAUGACAACGAGCGAUACAUCACAAAACUCCAUCGACUCAUGUCGCACGCCGUCGACGGAGACGCCGAUGCGCCAGAACUGAGCGACGAUGAUAGAAGGAAAAAGGUUGAAAUAUUGUCCGAAACUUUGGCGAUGGACGGUUAUGCGAAUCUUGAUGACGUCGCUCUGGGUUCUGUCGACGAUGCGAAGUUGACGUCUCGACUUUUCAACGCCGUCAAGUUUAUUCUCCACUCCGCACCGUUUUGGCGGACUGGAGAUAUGCGUUGGAUAGAUCGUUUCAUUAGAACGUGCACACAUUUUGAAAGCGCGCUGAAUGCAUCUGAGCAAUCUCUCGUAAGACUUUUGAAGGUUUUGCCCGGGAUAGAAAUUGUCUGCGCGCAAGCGGGUUUGAUGGAUGACGUCGCCUGGCCAGAUGCUAAACCCACUUGGUUGGCGCAGCUGCGGUAUUACGUUUUCGGACCGAGAACAGAGGCGGAGCUUGAAGGGACAACCGCUGCUCCUGAAGUAUCGGAACCUAUUCCGGGAAUAAACGAUAUUUUAGCCGCGCCAGAGUUACUGGAUCCGUUACCUCCUCUAACAGUCCGCCGCGCGGCAAACUUGGUGAAUCAGUUUCUGAGAUUUCUCGUUCAAGAUCCUCAACGAAUGUCGCAAGGCGCGUUUCAAAUGUGCACCGGCGUUUCCCACGGCGUUGGUGCAAUUAAUACCGGCGAAGUCGUCGCUGUCAUCAAAAGAGGUUUGGUGAAGACGUAUAACCGAUACGUUGACAAGAAGUCGCGUCCACGAAACUGGAUUGAUGUGAAUACGCUGCGACCGGUCGAGCGGUGUGUGGUGCUCGGAACGGCGUAUCGAGGAAGCGAAGCUCCGCGGCGCAACGCUGCAAGUGAUGGCGAUACGCCGCCUUGCGCUUGGUUGAUGUGUCUACUUCUCGAUGAUCCUGAGUUAAGUCAGUUCCCGAGCACGCGGAGACAAAGUGCCGACGCAGAGCAAGCCGACGCAAAGGAAGCAAAGGAUGAACGAAGACUCAUCAUAGCGCCUCUUUACGCCGGAGGAGACAUUGCCGAGUACGUUUUACCAUGGUCGAAGUACCAGGAAGUCGAUGAGAAACCUUGGGACGGCGGAAGUCGCAUCAUUAUGCACUUUGAGGGCGUCGAUGCGGAAAACGAAGCGCGCGGGAUCGUGUCUGUCGAUGGCUGCGUCUAUUACCUUGGUCGCGUGCGGAAAGUCCGUUCGAGCCCUGAUCGUUGGGAAACCGUCAUGGUCGUGUUCGAUAGUGAUCCCGAAGACUACAUGUGGGUCUCGCCUUGGGAAAUAAUCGCGGCACCCGAAAAGUACCACGAUCCCGUGCACGAAGGCCCCGCUCCCGUGGAUCACGAAAGGGAACUGUCUCCCGAAGACAUGACUCUCAUCGCACAGUGCAAAGCCAUCGCGCGACGACUGGGAUGGCCUUCGGGCGACCACCGCAGGGAUUUCGACAAGUUCCGCGCAGAAGCCUUCGCGGGUGGUGUUAUUCCUCAAGCCCCGAUAUUUUGCGGCGCGCAGAUGAAUCUGCACCGCGUGUUCAUAGAAGCCAUGCACCUCGGAGGAUACGAACAAGUCACGCGCUGCAAGUUUUGGAAAGUGGUUGCGCGUACGCUCGGCCGUGAUUUGAGUACGCAAACGAGCGCGUCGUUUGCCAUGAGAAAGUACUACGAAAAAUGCCUAUUCCCGUUGGAAAAGUACCUGACCAGCGCUGAAAUGAUCGAAAAUCUCGGCAUAGUCAUCGACGCGUCGACUGAUCCGAUGGACCGAUUCCCCGCGUCGCGCCCCGCGACGGAUUUCGACGACGACGACGAUCGUGUCGACGACGGCGACGACGACGACGACAUGGAUGAUGAAGAUGACGCCGAUGGCAUGGACGUGGUAGAUAAAAAGAAAAAAGAAGAGGACGCUGACGAUUACAAAAUCUCAGACGACGACUUCGACGAGGACGACCCGAGCGAUAGCGGCGAAUCAGAUAGCGACUUUAAGGGUCGAUGA